CACACUAAAAGGGAAGGUGCACAGUUGAAUUAGUAAUAACCAUAGGCCUACUUGUACAUUCUGUAGUGUGUAGUAUCAUGUUGACGUUUUCAUUCAACAGGACAUCAACCGCCCGAUCGUUGUGGCGUGACGUCAUCACUAUGGAUCUGACGACGCGGGAACUCGAACUACGUUAGUCACUUGGUUCUCAGCUGGUAGUUAAGAAAUUGCUGUGAUGAUGGCUGUGAAUGUGCAUUUUACCUCGGUGACCAGUGACAACCUUAGUCGUCAUGACUUCCUUGUGUGGAUAAACACAACUUUGAAAACAAACCUGACGAAGAUUGAGUCAAUGUGCUCAGGGGCUGCCUAUUGCAAGCUGAUGGACUUGUUGUUUGAAGACUGUGUGCCUCUGAAGAAGGUCAAAUUCCAGGCAAGGCUGGAACAUGAAUUCAUCCACAAUUUCAAGAUACUGCAAGUCAGCUUCAGGAAAAUGCAUGUUGACAAAGUCAUCCCUGUGGAGAAACUGGUCCGAGGGAAGUUCCAAGACAACUUUGAGUUUGUGCAGUGGUUCAAGAAAUUCUUUGAUGCCAACUACUCUUGCCAUCAAAGGCAAGACUGUAACCUACUGGAAGUCAAAGUAGACCAAGAGGCUGUUCCAGCCAUUGAAUCCUCAGAGUCCACCCCCAGCACAGCCAAAGUGCUCAACUCUGAGUACAGCGGUGAUCAUGCCCCCCAGCUGUCGACAGUGGCAGAUGUGCAGAGUGUUCCAUCCAAGAUGGCAGAUGAUCAGGAGCUGGGGCCAAUGUCAGGCUGCGUUGCCAAGGAGAGGGCUGAUCUGGUGCAAGAGGUGGCCGUGCUGCAGUCUGUCCUGCGGGACACAGAGAAGGAGAGGGAUUUCUACUUUGCUAAACUGCAGAGCAUCGAGUUCAUCUGCCAGGAGAAAGAGGGAGAGGGUGACUCCACAUUGAAAACCAUCCUGGAGGUCCUUUAUGCGAUAGAGGAGGGUUUUGUCAUACCCAGUUCAUCACUGGAGACCCAGGACGACUGCUGAUGAUAAAGAUAGGACCCUACUACCCUCAUUUCAACAUUAACCCCACCUCUCCUGUCCUAUUUACCCAGUGUCUGUUUGCUGCCUUGUUGAUCUGUGGUUCUGCGUCCAAACAAACCUCUUUGGAGGUUUCCUUAGAGGGCACGUUGUAUUAAUGCAACUGAAAAUAUGGACUAUACCAGUGGUUUCCCAACCUCGGUCCUGGGGAGCCUGUGUUGCUGGUUUUUGUUCCAACCACAACUGCAAUCCCAGAAUUUUAGUAAGAUGUAAAUUUUUAUUAAUUAGGUGCUUUUCAUGUUUAUCUUCAGGGAUUAUUUUCCCUCAAGCCACAUUAUGUAAUAGCUAUCCAUGCAAUGUAGAAUAAACCUCCCAUAUUCACAUUGUGCUAUAUUGCAAAGAAUUUAAUUUAAAGAGGAAACUAAAUUAUUUAACUUUAAAAUUAGAAUGUAGUGGAU
Messenger RNA from Anguilla anguilla (European eel), 1482 nucleotides. RefSeq names its product microtubule-associated protein RP/EB family member 1-like. Gene Ontology annotation, biological process: regulation of microtubule polymerization or depolymerization; spindle assembly; protein localization to microtubule plus-end. Gene Ontology annotation, molecular function: microtubule plus-end binding. Lineage: Eukaryota; Metazoa; Chordata; Actinopteri; Anguilliformes; Anguillidae. The transcript is spliced from 7 exons. The coding region runs from base 215 to 1030 and encodes 271 amino acids. The record is from RefSeq and is a predicted model, not a curated record. Gene Ontology annotation, cellular component: microtubule organizing center; cytoplasmic microtubule; spindle midzone.